Messenger RNA from Juglans microcarpa x Juglans regia, 1169 nucleotides. RefSeq names its product probable jasmonic acid carboxyl methyltransferase 2. Lineage: Eukaryota; Viridiplantae; Streptophyta; Magnoliopsida; Fagales; Juglandaceae. Bases 47 to 1165 code for a protein of 372 amino acids. Gene Ontology annotation, molecular function: S-adenosylmethionine-dependent methyltransferase activity. The transcript has 4 exons. Gene Ontology annotation, biological process: methylation. The record is from RefSeq and is a predicted model, not a curated record.
GCCAUUUUCUCGACCAAAACCUCAUUUUGCUUCUGAAUUAAGAGAGAUGGAGUUACUUACGCAAUCAUUUCACAUGAACAAGGCCGUUGACGAAACUAGUUAUGCAAAGAACUCGAGUAUUCAGAGCAAGAUAAUAUCCGUCACAAAGAGUGUUACUGAGGAAGCCAUACUUGAAGUAUUGUGCAAAAACUUUCCGGAGAGCAUGGGCAUCGCCGACUUGGGUUGCUCGUCCGGACCGAACGUUCUAUCAGUGAUCUCAAAUAUAACAAAUAUCAUAUAUGCCAAAUGCUGCCGAUCGGGACUUCCCAAGCCGCCGGAGCUUAGAAUCUUCCUCAAUGAUCUUUAUAACAAUGAUUUCAACGACAUCUUUGCCUCACUCCCAGAUUUCUACGACGAAAUGAAGGAAGUGAACGGUAAUAGUUUUGGGCCGUGUUUAAUUUUCGGUGUGCCGGGUUCUUUCUACGGUAGGUUGUUUCCGAGCAACAGCUUGCAUUUUGUGCAUUCUUCUUCCAGCCUCCACUGGCUCUCUCAGGUUCCUCCUGAGCUGGACGGCACCGCCAUAAACAAAGGGCAUAUUUACAUAUGUGAGAGCAGCCCACAAAGCGUCUUAGAUUCAUACUAUCGGCAAUUCCAGAAGGAUUUUUCUCUGUUUCUAAAAUCACGUUCGGAAGAAAUUGUUCCGGGAGGACGCAUGGUCUUAACGUUCAUGGGCAGGAGAUUUAUGGAUCCCACCAUCGAAGAAGGUUGUUAUAAUCAUUUGGACCUUCUUGCACAAGCAUUGAUGAGCAUCGCGGCGGAGGGUCUUAUACCAGAGGAAAAAGUUGAUAUUUUCAACACCCAGUACUAUGCUCCAUGUCCUGAAGAAAUAAAAUUAGAGAUAAAAAAAGAAGGGUCAUUCGUGCUGAAUCGCCUUGAAGUUUUUGAGAUUGAUUGGGACGGAGGCGCGGUGGAGGCCCCUAACACAGUAUCAAUCGGGCGGCGAGUGGCGAAGUUGGUGAGAGCUGUGAUUGAGUCAACGCUAGAAUCACAGUUUGGAAGUGACAUAAUGGAUUAUUUGUUUCAUAGGUAUGAAAAGAUUCUGGACAAUCACUUGUCGAAGACUCGAUCAAAGUACAUAAACUUGGUCGUUUCCGUUACAAAAAAGUCACAGGGCUUAGGAAAUUAAUUAA